Molecule: messenger RNA, 2049 nt
Organism: Lithohypha guttulata
Lineage: Eukaryota; Fungi; Ascomycota; Eurotiomycetes; Chaetothyriales; Trichomeriaceae
Exons: 2
Coding region: 1-2049 (682 amino acids)
Biological process (GO): intracellular signal transduction; protein phosphorylation
Cellular component (GO): cytoplasm
Molecular function (GO): ATP binding; protein serine/threonine kinase activity
Source: RefSeq, a predicted model, not a curated record
AUGGGCAUGGACAAUACUGCUAGUAGCCUCGGCCAGGCCCUGAGCAAUGCCCAUCAUACACAGCAUUCACACCCUGAGAAUAAGCCAUCACCGCCAAAUUCCUCUAAAACACCGAGCAUUCGACUACCCACCGAAGAUAUCGGCUACGGCUUCCCCGUUGUCAAUCAUGACCGUGUAUCGCCUACCAGUGCUCGCAGGACGAGUCAAACGCACAAGCUCAACCGUGAUGUAUUCAAACAAAAUGCUGAGCUCCGACCGACUCUUUACGACGGAACGACAAACAUAGAGACGGGCAACAUGCCGCAUGAUCUGCACAUAAAAACUGAUCUACAUCAUCUGCGCCGGAGGUCUUCGGUAGGCUCAGAAGACCAAGAACUGCGCCUGGUGUCCAGCGCUUCGACAGCAAGUCUUGCACGUCGCGUACCGAGCAUCCGCUCGUGGUUGCACUCCACUGCAGGUUCCCUUUCACCAGGAUCAACUAUCUCUUCUCCCCAGAUAGCCGCUAUGCUAGACAUUACUCCACUCCCUUCGCCGAUAAUGGCGCCCCUCGAAAGCUGGAGGGUGCUGGCGCGAACUCGCUCGAGGGCUUCUUCAACGUCCUCAAGAGCCGAACCAUUGGUCAUGAACAUAUCCAGUACUUCGACGAUAUCGCCCUCGUCACCACGGAAGAAAUCAUAUUUUGGGUUACAACCUCCGCUCCCUCGAUCGAGUGGUGAGCGCAGCACAGACGAAGAUGGCUCCCACACACGGAACAGGAGUAUCAGCGAAUAUGUACCUGAACCUAUGCUGCCACAGAAGCCCCGUCAGCAUGCUGUCUCAACCACAGGCCCUCCACCCGAUCUCGACCACAAACCCCCUAAUCUGCAUCGUGAGGAAUAUCUUGGUAAUCAGAGAGGCAUUACCUCGACUGUCCCCAAACAUGAGGUCUCUUCAAACAACGAUGGCGUACACGAUAUUUCUCACACAGAUGAACCACCCAGCAAAAGACCUAAAACAGAGGUGUAUCACGCUACGAGCAUUCAUUCUAGCUUGCCACGAGCGUACGAAAAAGUAAAGCUGCUAGGUCAGGGAACGUUCAGUAAAGUCUUUCUUGCUGUGCGAAUGGUGGUCGAUAAGAAGGAAAGCGUUGAUUAUCGACAGGAAAGCACAAACAUGGCAGGAGUCCGAGCACGAUCCCGAAGGUUAGUUGCGGUGAAAGUAGUUGAGCCAGGUCCAGCUGGUGGUGCGGACGCCGAUCGAAUUGAAGUCUCUUUGAAACGGGAGGUCGAGCUUAUGAAAGUAAUCCAGCAUCCCUCCAUUGUGCAUCUCAAAGCCUUUGGCACUACCUCAGAUGGCCGAGCUCUGCUGGUCAUGAACUACUGUCCUGGUGGUGACCUUUUCGACCUGACCAGUAACCAAAGUGAAGUGUUGACCCCAUCCUUGAUCCGACGGAUCUUUUCCGAGCUAGUCUCUGCGGUCCGUUAUUUGCACCAGAAAUUCAUCGUGCACCGCGAUAUCAAACUCGAAAAUGUUUUGCUCAAUAUUCCAGUUCAAGUCCACAGCGACAUCGAAGAUUGGCAAAGCCUCGAUCGUGCCACAGUCACAUUGACAGAUCUAGGUUUAUCACGAACUAUACCACCUCCACCAGAAAGUCCUCUGUUAGAGACAAGAUGUGGUAGUGAGGAUUAUGCGGCUCCUGAAAUUCUCAUGGGCCAACCGUAUGAUGGACGACAAACUGACGCUUGGGCUUUAGGCGUGCUCUUGUAUGCAUUGAUGGAAGGGCGAUUGCCAUUCGACCCUCUACCUGGAGUGCGUGGUGAUCCAGCUGUACUCAAGGCGCGCACACCACACCGUAUAGCCCGAUGUGAAUGGGGCUGGGUCCGUUACGGAGACCAGGAUAACGAAUGGGAUCCAGAAAAGGGCAAAGAGCUGGAAGGAGCCAAAAAGUGUGUGGAAGGCCUCCUGAGGAGGAAUACACGACGUACACCACUGUCUGAAAUUCGAGAGUUACCGUGGGUUAAAGAUGGAAUACAAAUCGACGGCGGCCUCAGAUGGGUCGAAGAGAGUUGA